AUGUCAUCGCCAAAUGUUUUAUUAUCGAAGGCCUCCAAAAGGAACUUACAUAAAAAAGAACUACAUAUUAUAAAAAAGGCCAAAGUCGAAGACCCAGACCAUUUGAUUGUUGAAGAGGAUCCCAGUUACAAUGCUAAAACAUAUUUUAUGAUCCUCAGAAAUAUUUCAGUCAUCCUUGAUAAAAAAGCUAAAUCACAAAAACUUAUUAAUAAUAGACCAGAAUACGAUAUGAAAUAUGUCAACUCAUAUAUUCUGAAUUAUUAUAGUAUUAAUGAUUAUCAACAAUUCUUUGAAGAACUCUUUGAGACUGAAAGACAAUAUGAUACUUUAUCAGUUAUUCAGCCUAAUGAAACUCCAUAG
Molecule: messenger RNA, 360 nt
Organism: Cetraspora pellucida
Lineage: Eukaryota; Fungi; Glomeromycota; Glomeromycetes; Diversisporales; Gigasporaceae
Source: the annotation of a GenBank genome assembly